Messenger RNA from Pichia kudriavzevii, 1398 nucleotides. RefSeq lists its product as uncharacterized. Bases 1 to 1398 code for a protein of 465 amino acids. Lineage: Eukaryota; Fungi; Ascomycota; Pichiomycetes; Pichiales; Pichiaceae. The record is from RefSeq and is a predicted model, not a curated record. Gene Ontology annotation, molecular function: oxidoreductase activity, acting on the CH-OH group of donors, NAD or NADP as acceptor; NAD binding. The transcript has a single exon.
AUGGCAUCCCCACAACCAAUUUCUAAAUUAACCCAGGCCUUUGAAAAAACUGGUUUAUCUCCAAGAAACACAGUUUCUACAUCUCCAACUGCUUCUUAUUUAGAUCAAUACAAGCCUUCCACCAAAUCAGCAAAAACCUUGAAACCAUUCUCAACUGGUGAUAUCAAGAUUUUACUCUUGGAAAAUGUUAAUCAAACUGCUCUAGAUAUUUUUGCAGACCAAGGUUAUCAAGUCGAAUUUCUUAAAACCUCUCUCCCUGAGGAGGAGCUAAUUGAAAAAAUCAAAGGUGUCCAUGCCAUUGGUAUUAGAUCCAAAACUAGAUUAACUGAAAAUGUUUUAAAGCAUGCAAAGAAUUUAGUUGCUAUUGGUUGUUUCUGUAUUGGUACUAACCAAGUUGACUUGGAGUUUGCUGCAAAAUCUGGUAUUGCGGUUUUCAAUUCUCCAUUUUCCAACUCCAGAUCUGUUGCUGAGUUAACGAUUGCUGAGAUUAUUGCCUUAUCAAGAGAAUUAGGGGAUAGAAACAUGGAAUUACACAACGGUUUCUGGAACAAAAAAUCUGCUAGAUGCUGGGAAGUUAGAGGUAAGACUUUGGGUAUUGUUGGUUAUGGUCAUAUCGGUUCCCAAUUGUCUGUUCUUGCGGAAUCAUUAGGUAUGAAUGUUCUAUAUUACGAUGUCUUGAUGAUCAUGUCCUUAGGUAACUCCAAACAGGUUGGUUCUCUUGAAGAGUUGCUAAACAACUCUGAUUUUGUCUCCCUUCAUGUUCCGGAAACACCAGAGACUAAGCAAAUGAUUUCAACUCCUCAAUUGGCUGAGAUGAAGGAUGGUGCAUACUUAAUUAACAAUUCUAGAGGUACAGUUGUCGAUCUCCCUGCCCUUAUUGAAGCUUUGAAGGUUGGAAAAUUGGCAGGUGCAUGUAUUGAUGUCUAUCCAAAGGAACCAAGGGCAAACGGACCUCAUUUCAAUGGCGAAGAAUUACUUCCAUUUAUUGAUGAAUUGAAGGGAUUGAAGAAUGUUAUUUUAACUCCUCAUAUUGGUGGUUCUACUGAAGAAGCGCAAUCUGCUAUUGGUAUUGAAGUCGGUACCGUCUUGACCAAAUACUUGAAUGAGGGUACUUCUACUGGUGCCGUUAACUUCCCAGAAGUCUCAUUGAGAGCAUUAGAUCUUGAAGAAGAUAAUGUUUGCAGAAUCUUAUACAUUCACCAGAAUGUUCCAGGUGUCUUGAAAACAGUCAAUCAAAUUUUAUCUGACUACAACAUUGAGAAGCAAUUUUCAGAUUCAAGAGGUGAUAUUGCUUACUUGAUGGCCGAUGUCUCUGGUGUUAACCAAGACGACAUCAAGAAAUUAUACUCCGAAUUAGAAGCUACUUCUUACAACAUCUCUACCAGAUUAUUAUAUUGA